Messenger RNA from Oncorhynchus kisutch (coho salmon), 7266 nucleotides. Its product is annotated as G-protein coupled estrogen receptor 1. Gene Ontology annotation, biological process: cellular response to estradiol stimulus; G protein-coupled receptor signaling pathway. The record is from RefSeq and is a predicted model, not a curated record. Gene Ontology annotation, cellular component: membrane. The transcript has 6 exons. Bases 1670 to 2680 code for a protein of 336 amino acids. Gene Ontology annotation, molecular function: G protein-coupled receptor activity; nuclear estrogen receptor activity. NCBI's taxonomy places the organism in Eukaryota, Metazoa, Chordata, Actinopteri, Salmoniformes, Salmonidae.
GCAGGGUGUCGAUUCAAGCUACAGCGAGACCACAGGCAUUUUCCAUUUCUGUGUAUUUACAGGGGUGAAUCUGACGUACACAGUUUGAAAUAAGUCCAGUGAAAAUAGUUCCAUUGAUGCUCAGAGCAUUUUCCACUGUGAAAAAAGUCAAUUGACCUUCUCCACAGACUUCAUUUAAAAACAAAACAAAGCCAUUGCGUUUCACUGAAACACUUUAGGAAAAAGAGGAACUUGUGUCGAGAGGCAAAGGGUACAUGCAUCUUUGUACAAGAGAAGAUUGAUUAAUUGAAAAAGAUGUAGCAUUUUGGAUUUAGUUUCUUGGAAAAGUAAACUCUAUUACUUCCAAAAAAAGAGUGUAUUUUCAUAUGAAAAACACAGACACCUUCUCAGACAAACUCAAACAAGGGACAUAUUUUUUUAUGACUAUAGAAACCCACAAGAAACAAGUGUGGGAGGAAAAAAAGAAAGAAAGAAAAGAUUUUAGAUCACGUGGCCACCACGUCAUUCUCAGAAUAUGCUGGCUGGGUGUAGCCAAUAAAAAUACAACAACCUCUCCACUGAAACCUAAUGACUUGCUCUGCUCGCCUAUAUCCACGCAACAUGCAUCAAUCUCAGAGAAUGAGACUUUAGAUGGUCUUGGCAGACUGAGUUACUGAAAAUAAACAGAAGACGCCAGCCGAAAGUGAAAAUGGAAGCCAUAAACAAAAUGGAGUCUGAAGGAAGAAACCACAUGGAGAGAGCAGACGUCAUCAUGCACUACGUAUACAAACGUAAAACAAGCAAAAGUCUAGCCCCCCUUGUGGUUCUUGAGAGAGCAGCGACAGGAAGUGAGAAGGGGAAAAAGUACAUUUGAGUAGCAGCAAAGGGAUUCAACUUCUAACUGAAUGACACUGAAGAGGAACAUUGACAAAAGAAAAUGAACAUGCACCUGCAUGAAAGAGGAUAUGAUAGAGUAGCAGGGUCUUAUCUGAUCUCACUGACCAGUUUAAUGGGUUUAUUCGUGUCAAAUGCAGAGAACUUGGCCAUGAAUUGGCACAUCGAAAUAACAUCCAUGUCCCAGACAACUGGUGAAGAAAUGGAAGGAGCAAAAACAGUAAAACUGUGUGAAAAAUCAUGAAGAAUCAGUCUCAAGUAACAGAAAACAGUAGAGAAGACCAGCUAUAGCUGAGGACAACAGCAGAGAGAGAGAGAGGACUGUUUGCAUACAUCUAUCUUACGCUGAGGAGCGGGUGACGUCAAAUGACUUGGGGGAUGAGCAAGUAAAGAAAGUCUACACAGCCUCAGUCGUUGGAAGCUAAUGAGAAUUGAUUGGUGAUUGUUGUUAAACCUCUACACUGAGUGAGAAAGAUCUCGACGUGAGCAUUCUGGUAAUGAAAACAACACAGGAAGUCAACAAUCACCGUGAGUGAGCCAUCAACCCUUCAACCUGAACCAAGAGAGUGCGUUUCUAAAAAGCACUUUUUGACUAUUUGUGUCCAAAUGCCAACACACCAUCGAGUGAGAAACAAAGAGUCUCUUAGCAGUGGUUAUUAUUGAUGUGGGAUUUUUACCUGGCAACAACUCCUUGAUACCCCAUCGUAAAUGACAACUUGGGGCUAGAGUUCAACUGCAGGCUCAAAAUGACAGCUUGUAACUUUUGACACAGACAGACACCAGACCAGACAAUGACAUGGAGGAGCGCGCGUACAUGGACUAUCCCGUUGUGUUUUAUAGCAACGUCACAGAGCAGUUGAAUGGCUCCUCAGCCACCUCUGGGCUGGCAGGAGAGGAACCUGACCCCUACCAGCAUUACACCAUCAGCGUCUUCCUCUCCUGCCUCUACACAAUCUUCCUUUUCCCCGUGGGCUUCAUCGGGAACGUCCUCAUCCUGGCCGUCAACCUGAGCCACAGGGGCCGCAUGACCGCCCCCGACCUUUACUUUGUCAACCUGGCGGCUGCCGACUUGGUCCUGGUGGCUGACUCCCUGAUCGAGGUGUUCAACCUUAGCGAGCACUACUAUGACAUGGCUGCCCUGUGCACCUUCAUGGCCCUGUUCCUGCAGGUCAACAUGUACAGCAGCGUCUUCUUCCUGACCUGGAUGAGCUUUGACCGGUUUGUGGUGCUGGCGGGCUCAAUGAGUCUGGGCAGAAGCAUGCCCCGGGCCCGUCUGACCUGCUGCCUGAUCUGGGUGACCUCCGCCCUGCUCACCCUGCUGCCCUUCACCGUGGCCCAGGUGCAGCACGUUGGGGAGCUCCACUUCUGCUUUGCGAACGUAUCCCAGAUCCAGUGGCUGGAGGUUACGCUGGGCUUCCUGCUUCCCUUCUGCGUGCUGGGCCUCUGCUACUGGAGGAUCGCCCUGGUUCUGGUGAGCGCUCAAAGGGAGCACAGUGGGCUGCAGCGGCGGCCACAGAAGCGGAAGGCUUUGAGGAUGAUUUCUGCGGCCGUGUUGGUGUUCUUUGCCUGCUGGUUACCGCAGAACAUGUUUGUCAGUGUGCACCUGCUUAGAGGCGAUGUGGAUGAAACGCUGUGGCAUGACUACCCUCUGACGGCCCACAUGGUCAACCUGGCUGCCUUUUCCAACAGCUGUCUCAACCCCCUGGUAUACAGCUUCCUGGGGGAGACCUUCCAGGACAAGCUAAGGAGCUUCAUCAAGGAAAACAUCAGCUGGGCCAAGUUAGACAGCUCCUGCUGGAGUAGCUAGCCCCUCUAGCCUACCCACUGCAAGCUCCUGCCCCCAUCCCAUACUUAAAAGUACAAGUCCCACCACACAACCUCUCCAACGCUCCUGCUGCCUCUACAAACCAGCCAUCCAUCCUUCAAAUCAAAACUCACCAACAUACGUGUGCCCUGGACAGCUAAGUGGUGCGUCUAAUUUCAAUCACUUUCUGACCUCACUCCUUUUGACUUAAAUCUUUCCAUAGAUAGUUUUGUGUAUAUAUAAUGUAUGUGGACACCCCUUCAAAUGAGUGGAUUCGGCUAUUUCAGCCACACUGUUGCUGACAGGUCUAUAAAGUCAGGCACACCGCCACGCAAUCUCCACAGACAAACAUAGCUUUACUGAAGAGCCCAGUGACUUUCAAUGUGGCACAGUCAUAGGAUGCCACCUUUCCAACAAGUCAGUUGGUCAAAUGUUUGUCCUGCUAGAGCUGCCCCGGUCAACUGUACGUGCUGUUAUUGUGAAGUGGAAACGUCUAGGAGCAACAACGGCUCAGCCGCUCACAGCUCACAGAAUGGGACCAGUGCAUAGCGUGUAAAAAUCAUCUGUCCUCGGUUGCAACACUCACGACCGAGUUCCAAACUGCCUCUGGAAGCAAAGUCAGCACAAGGAAUGUUCGUCGGAAGCUGCAUGAAGUGCGUUUCCAUGGCCGAGCAGCAGCACGAUUCUGUGCUUCCAACAUUGUGGCAACGGUUUCUGGAAGGACCUUUCUUGUUUCAGCAUGACAAUGUCCCCCUGCAUUGUCAAAGCAAGGUCCAUACGGAAAAGGUUUGUUGAGAUCGGUGUGGAAGAACUUGACUGGCCUGCACUGAGCCCUGACCUCAAACCAAUCGAACACCUUUGGAAUGAAUUGGAAUGCCAACUGCUUACCAGGCCUGAGUUCAGUGCCCGAACUCACCACUGCUCGUGGCUGAAUGGAAGCUGACAAAACAGGGUUGUCAAACUAUUUUCUUUAAAAAAAAAUAUUUGUCAUUUUAAACUUUAACGUCUAAAAAAGCUUAAACUCUGAUUUCCCUCAUUGUCGCAUAUUUUAUAGUUUAGACCCAUUUUAGAUAAUCUGAGGUGUUUGUUGUGUCCACCAUCAGUUGAGACAGCAUACUGUUGAAUAUAAGGGUGGGUGUCAUUUCAAUCAUAGAAAUAGAAUGGAUAUAUCCCUUCAGACCACUACAAUUGAGCUAGUACAUCGUUGAAAUAUAAUAUAAAUUGACAUUUAGAACAUCCAAUUACUACCACAAAAAUGGGUGCCUGUCCAUCCAUCGUCAAAUGUCUACUUAAAUGGAAAUGUAUAUUCUAUUAUCUUUAUUUCUAUGACUCCAACAGGUUUCCUAGAGAAGAUUGAGAAGGUGUAAUUUAAAACUGAUAUUCCCAUUCAAAUAAACAUUCUCUGAUGUGUGGACCUCCAACCAUCUUUGUGCUACCAUUUGAAAGUAAAAAUGUUUCAAUUGUAUGCCCAUUUUAGAACAUUUAUCAGCAAAAACAUGACACCCACCACCCUGUAUUGAAAGGCAUGCUGUGUCUCAACUGAUGGCGAGCACAACAAAAAUACCUCCGAUGUAAAAUAGGGUCUAACCUACAACAUAAGCAAAAUGAGAAACAGAGUGUUCAGAUAAUCUCAUAAUUAUACAAAUAUAUAUCAUUCUGAUCACUUACAUGGGAAAAAAAUAUGUAGAAAGCUUUGUGUGUGUGUGUUCUUGUGGCCCCAUCUACUGGUGUCACCAUACAAAAAUGUUUCUGUAAAGUAAAUGAAUAAAGCAGGAAUAUAUAGCAGUUUACCUACCCCAGUAGUUUUGUUCUUCUUCUUCCGCUUCUUUUCCUUCUGUGCAUCAUCUGCUUGUUGUUUGGGUUUCCUUGAAUUUGUCACCACGUCCUCUGAAGUGUUCUUUGACAAUGUGGGGACUGGUAUAGGAGCCUCCUUGGAAUGUGCAAGACCUUAUUUUAAUAUCUCAUCAUGAUGAGCUCAGCUUACAAGAAAUGACAUAUGCCUCUAUGCAAUCUUUUUUUAAAUUUUAAAAUCACCAUAUUACUGUUACCAUACUUGCCUCAAUGUCAGUAUUUUUCCUUUUCUUUUUCACUUUGCUUUCAUCAAUGCAGACAUCUCUCUCAUUUGAAUUCAACUUCAUCCUUUUGCACCCACUUCUUUUGGGAUCUGAUUCACAUGAUUUACUCUUUGCCAUGAUAGCCAACUUGUUCCUGAAACAUAAAUGCAUAGUUAGCUAGCGUCACAGUACAGUGUUAGACAAUGAGCAUACUGACAUAUCUGUCAAGGUAAAAGUCAUGACUCUCAUGACGUUUAGCUACAAUUUUACUUUGAAAACUAGCUCAUUAUUACUAACUAUGACACUUGCACUGACUAGUUAGCUAGCUAUUGUAACGUUAGCUAUCAACAGUGCUAAUUACACCACACUAAUGUUAUAAGCUUGCCAUUUAGUUUCAGCAUCUUUGACAUGCUUUAUUGCUUCAUGUUAGAAAAAAUGACAGCAGGUUACAUUCAAAAGAUGUUAAUAACUUACUAAUAAGAAUAAACUUACGGUAACAGAAUAAUUGUACUCGCGUUGACCUCAGCAGCAUGAACACCAACAUGCGUUUUGUGAAUCAGGAAGUGUGGUCGCUUAGCUUGUUGUGAUUGGUCAAAUAGUCAUUUCAGUUCGGUGAUUGGUGAUUUGAGAUUAGUUAUGUUCCUAAGUGUGCUGGGACUUGUAGUCUCAAGGUGAAUGUUCUUGCAAUUUCAAUAGAUGACGAUAGAUGACAAUAUUGUCCAACAUUUUAUGCAAGCACAGUAUAUUGCAUUUGUGAUCUUUAGCAUUUAGGAUUAUAGUAUAUAAUUCAAGGCCUCUUCGCUCUUUCUCUCCUAGACAACGGGUUUUAUUUUAUUUUUUAUUUUGCAAAGGGUCAAAUAUACAAAACGCAGUUCACUCUCGCUACAUCUUCGCCCACUGCCGGUUACUGGGCUUUCCUGUCAUCACCAUAUUUGGCCGUGAGUGGAAACGUCAGCCGGAUGCAUCACAUUUAUACAUCCGGUGAAAUAUCUUGCUCGUUGUUAUAUGUGUAACGAAAUGUUACAUGACCUGAUUCGAAUUGAGGAUUUUGCCAUGACAUGACCAUUCUACAAAAUGUCGAGAAUAGGACGUGUUUUGUCUAGUUCGUCACAAUAUUCUCUGUGUCGUAGGAUUGUGAUUGAUGGUAUCAAGACAAAGCUGAGAUUGAACCAUAUACGGACCCUCUGCUUGACCUCCCAUUGCCUGGCUAAGUCAAAGAAACCAGCAGAUGAGGAUGACGAGGAGUUUAGUCAACCCAUCAAGUUCUCUAGCAGUAAAGCCAGUCACAAGACUUGGAAUGUAGACCAGUCCCUGGGAAGCAAGUAUCAGCGGCCGUGGUGGAAAGUCCUCCCCAUCAGUCUCUUAGGGGUGAGCUUCUUGCUGUGGUGCGCACUGAGGGGCGAGACGGUUAUUGAUGAACAGCUUGAGAAGAAUCUCUAUGAACAGUUACCUGGCUUACUCUCAGAUGAAGAACAAAGCAAAUCUAGAUAAUAUUGUGCAAUUAAAAAAAUGUAUAAUUUAAGACUAUUCAUUUGAGCUAGAUUAGGCCAUGUCUAUGGCAUGCACAAUUGGUGUAUGCUUCCAGGCUGAUGAGCAAUGUUCAUAAGAUGUAUUGUAAUGUUCUGGCUAUUGUCCACCUGUGUCCAUAAGUGCAGAUGCUCAAUAGUUAUGGUCCAAAAUCCAAUUGUCAUUACAUUGUUCAUCAAGAUUAGACUAUCUAUGAUGAACAUUUAGUUGUCAGAAUGGUGUGAAGGUAACAUUGAUGCAGUUUAUACUUGACAUACAAUGGCAGGUGCCAUUACCAAGCCUCUGCAGAAUGACAUGUACACUAAGCAAAUCUGAGUGAAAUUAACCAAGUUGUUACAUUGAAUGAUGUUUUGCAGAUGCAGAAAUGUAAUUGUAGUUCAUGUAUUUGAAGAAAUGCCUUUAGUAGAGCCACUUGUUUUAACCUCUGGUUUUUUAAAUGUUCUUUAACUGAGCAUGUUUGCUUUGUAUAAGUAAUUUUGCUUGAAUUAAAAUGGCCUCAAUUUAGUCCUAAUUACCAGUUUAGGUAUACAUUUCCAUCCAAUUGGCGACAGAGGUUUGUGCAACUAUUCUAUCAUCUCAAUUUUCCCCACCAGAGGGGUUUCCAAAAUUAUUUGAGUAAAAUGCUGUGUGGUGUGGCGCACAAAGCAUUUUGGCGUUCAAGCUUCCACAUACCAAAACGUUUAGGGGGAUCCAUCACAUUUUCAACUGAUUGUUUUGUCAAACAUGCUCACUAUGGUUUUUGCGCCAAUAAUGGGAAGUGUUGGCUAUGGACAGGGUUGGGAUUACAAAAACGGCAACUAAUCCGUUACAUUACCAGCAAAAAUAUUGUAUUCAGAUUACUUUUGAAAAACUAGAUUCGUGAACUACUUUUCAAUUCAAAGGAUGUUUGCAAAAAAUACUUUUCUCAAUUAAAUUUAAAUCGGCAUCGAAAAAAGCACAUUUUAACUUGUUGCACCUGAGCGGGAAAAGAGCAGGAAUAUGCAUUUGUAGGCUACAGCCUGUUAUGUU